GGACUGAGUGAAUAUAAAAGAAACUUCAAGUGGAAAACUCCAGAGUUUUCUAGCCCGUCCCAACAGCAGAAAUCCUUGUGGGCAGGACUUCGGUCGGAUCAGUUUGGAAUCACAAGAGAACCAAAGUUCAUUUCCAAGAGAAGGGUACCUUACCGUUAUCCACAGAUUUCAAAGUCCUUUGAAUGGACAGCAGAUUGUGAUUUGAAUGAUCCGCUUGAAACCGAGGCUCUUAAGACUGCAGAGUUGCACACAGACCACAACAACAAUGAGGUGAAUCAGGAAAAAAUUGAAACACCAGAAGGACCCAGACUCCCCCCAAAAGUUUGGUCACAUUCAGUAGAUUCUAGAGGUGAAACAGCUCUUGCCCUUGCAGAAAACAACAUGAAGAGAUCACCCUCUGCUGCUCUGCCAAAUCAAAAUGAAGCACUUGCAUCUCCAAAAAAGGAAUUAGAAAAAAUGGGUGAUGGGCUUCACAGAGUCCUUCAGAGGAAAGCAGGCAUGAAUAUUUCACGUUUAAAUACUUUCCCCAGAAACUCUGAAUAUCAAAGCCAAUUUGUUUGGAAGAGUCCUCAUGAAAAAUCACCAAUACUUGCAGCUGAACAGGUUAUUUGCAACACAAGUAAAUCCAUACCUCCAUUUAAAUCUCCUGCAAUUACUUCUGAAACUGCAUAUGAGAGAAAUUUCAAAGGGUCUCCUCCUGUUAAGGGUCCACAAGAGAGAGGUGGUUCAGAAGAGAAGGAAUUUCCAGUUUGUGAACAAAGUAAGAGGGAAGAACCAGUUCAAAAGCGAGCAGAAGAUGCAGCAAAACAAGGGAAAUCAGAACAGAAACAUCCUAAACAAAAAAAUAAGCAACAUGUCAGUCCAAAGCCCCUCUCUUUACAUACAAGUCGUGGGAAGAUGAAUACUGAAUAUAGGUCAAAAUUUUUGUCUCCAGCCCAGUAUUUCUACAAAGAUGGAGUUUGGUCUCGUAUCAGGAGUAAAGUUCCCAACCAG
This is a messenger RNA of Balearica regulorum gibbericeps (East African grey crowned-crane), 993 nucleotides long. Lineage: Eukaryota; Metazoa; Chordata; Aves; Gruiformes; Gruidae. The record is from RefSeq and is a predicted model, not a curated record.